AUGGAAAAUUUCAAACUAGCAUGUGUUGUUACGAUGUGCAUGGCUUUAAUGUAUGCACAAAAUGGUGGGGCAGUUUCAUGUGUACAAGUUUCCAAUAGUCUUGCACCUUGUCUACUUUAUCUUCAAAAUGGUGGUGUUGUUUCACCAAGCUGUUGUUAUGGCGUUAAAGGAUUAGUUAACGCGGCUAAAACUAUUGUUGACCGCCGUGUUACUUGUGAUUGUUUGAAAUCGGCCGCGACUUCUAUCAAAGGAAUUAAUGUGGACUAUGCUGCUGCACUUCCUGAAAAAUGUGGGACUAAUAUCCCUUACAAGAUCAGUCCUUCUAUCAACUGCGCUAGGUAUACAUGCAUUAUCUAA
This is a messenger RNA of Vicia faba (fava bean), 357 nucleotides long. The record is from the annotation of a GenBank genome assembly. Lineage: Eukaryota; Viridiplantae; Streptophyta; Magnoliopsida; Fabales; Fabaceae.